AUGAACGAUGGCUUGGGGUCGUCUUCUGAUGCGCUAUUUACAAGGGAAAAAAAUACUGAGCAAGGUAAGGGAUCUUCAAGACAGAGAUCCAAAUCCAAGGGCAAUGGUAAAGGAAAACUAAAGUACUGGAACUGUGGAAUAAAUGGACACGUGAAGAAGGAUUGCACAAAUUCUAAAGCGAAAAAAGAAAACUCAGAUGCUUCUUCUGAGGAGGCUAAUGUUGUCACAUCUGAUGAAGAAAACUCAGACUUUUAUGGUAAUAUCCCCUUCGACUACUCCCAGUUGGACCUGCUCAAGAUAUUUAAGAAAUUUGGGAAGGUGUUAGACGUUUUCAUCCCAAAUUUCUUAUAUUCGGGGCACCCAAGGGGAUAUGCCUUCAUUCGAUUCCUUUAUGAAGUUAAUGCAAGAGCUGCCAUGGGUGUGCUAGAUGGCCAGAGAAUAGAUGGGAGGGUAGCAUCUAUUAAGCUAGCCAAACCCAGACGACCUUCUUUGGAAGCUAAAAGCACCCCUAAUCCCGUUCUCUCGCAUUAG
Messenger RNA from Magnolia sinica, 531 nucleotides. Its product is annotated as RNA-binding protein CP31B, chloroplastic-like. The transcript has 2 exons. Gene Ontology annotation, molecular function: RNA binding; zinc ion binding. NCBI's taxonomy places the organism in Eukaryota, Viridiplantae, Streptophyta, Magnoliopsida, Magnoliales, Magnoliaceae. The record is from RefSeq and is a predicted model, not a curated record. The coding region runs from base 1 to 531 and encodes 176 amino acids.